Molecule: messenger RNA, 1632 nt
Organism: Clonostachys rhizophaga
Lineage: Eukaryota; Fungi; Ascomycota; Sordariomycetes; Hypocreales; Bionectriaceae
Source: the annotation of a GenBank genome assembly
AUGGCCAGCUCCUCGUUCUCCGAAGACACUCUUCGAUCCCGCCUAGCGGCUGUUCUCCCAAAGGGCUUCGCUUUCGGCAUCCAUCAUGUCUCGACACCUCCAAUCAAGUCCGAAGCUCUCUACGCCGCUCCACCCAAAGAACGACCAGAACGCACCUUUGUCGAAAAGCACUUUCUCGCCGUCUCAAUUGACCACCCUUCUGCCGAAAAUGAGACCCAGAAGGUCCUCGUCCUCGGUCUCGAGAUCUACAUCUACACCACAGCGAGAGCCACGACCAUAUUCGUCUCCAAAGCAGACUCUACUGGCUACUUGCACCUGCUCGACCUACCCAAGGGAACUCCGAGCCCCAUCCGCACGAUAACCGCCACGUUUGUCGAAUUCCUUGUCCAUAACCGUCGCCGAAAGGAUACCCAGCUGGUCGUCAGUCUCUUUGCUCGUGCUCAAGACCAGUAUCUAUUUCCUGGCAGCGUCGAAUACAAGGGGAAGCAUGUUCUGGACGAUCGUGGGCUUAUAAAAUGGUGGUGCCGGGUGCUCAACCCGCUUCUCGAUGACCCGGUGGACGGUUAUAUCCUCGUUCCGGGGCUGGAGACAAAUGAGAUGAAGGCCUUCAUCCCCAAGGGCACCAGCCAGUCGGCGCGAUGGUCGGUUGGCCACCCCUUGAUGCGCAUCUCGCACUACGCUCGGCAGUUCGACUGGGUCCCGCCGCGCUGCCUCAUUCCUCAGUUCCCCGACGACCCCAAGUCCCGCUUUCGCGAUGAACUUGAUGCCGACGCGCUGAACUCGGCCAUCUACCGAACAACUGGAAAUUGGAAAACGGUCCGCACAUUGGACACUUUCUGGGAAAUGAUGGCCUAUCGCCAGGAAUGCUCGAGUGGCCGUAUGACUGGAUUCAUCUGGGCCGUUUAUGACGAUGCCAAGCCGAAGGCAAGUGACGAGGAUGCAAAGCCUGCAGUGGCAGCAGACACAGCGGAUGAGCCACCGUCAACCCCCUCUAAACAACGGACAAUAAAUGUUGCGCCGCAGACUACUCCCCGGAAGCUCUUCCCGUCUCGAUCAGAUGCUAAACCAUAUGACGAGAGACACGAGCUAAGGGUGAGAAAAGCAAAGGAAAGGAGGCGGAAGAAGAAGCUCACAGGCCCCAUUAUUCCGCGCACGGUGCGGAUGGAUGCCUUUCAAAAGAUGAAGCGCCUAUUGGAUCGCCCAGCCUAUACAGCCUACUAUGCGUGGGGUGUAUCUGGCCGUGGAGAACUGAUCGUCAGUGAAGCUAAGUACAAACGGAUCAUGGAUAUUCUCCUACACUUGGAUUUUGCGACCCUGGAAAAGUCGGUAGCAGGGACUCGUCGCUGGCUUAGCGAGGUCGGCCUCGGAGCGAGCUGGGGGUAUACUGUUGAAGGUGAGAACGAAGUUGCUCCUCAAGAGAUAACUCAGGAUGGGUCUGGGCUGUCGCAGGUCAACAAUUUGACCACCCUGGUUAAGAGGAAGCGGAGCGAUACCCAAAAUGACACCACACCGCAGGUGAAUGUCUUGGGCGCUGGGUUGAUUAGAAAAAAGAGCAAGGCGGAGGAAGAACCGGCGAAGCCAGCCGUAAAUGUCCUGGGCGAAGGACUCGUGCGGAAGAAACCAAAAGCUUGA